AUGUAUCGAGAGCUCGCCCACGCCGUCUACAGACGGGGCGAUUCUGCCGGCUAUGACAUCCCCUCGUGGGGAUGGGGUGUCCUCUUCUUGGAUUUCCUCGUCUUCCUGCCGCUGACCCUGGUGAUCAGCUACACGUUUAACAAUGUCUUCCCGAUCCUCGCCAUCAUCGAAGACCCCUCCCCCCCUGCUUACGAGCCCGUCGCCCUCAACGAACCGACCGAUGCGACCCGCGAUCCCAUCUCCCCUGACGCCGACGAGGCGCUCGGCCAGAACUCAGCGACGACCAGCUCCUUCCGUGCCACUUACCGCACUCUGUACGCCAUCGAUGGCUGGAAGUCACUCUUCCGCGGCUACAAGCUCUACCUGCCAGCCGUGAUCGCCUCUAUGAUGUGCAGUGGUCUCUUUGCGGGACUCGGCAUCCCGAGUCCUAUCGCCGCCCCAAUCGCGGCCAUCGCCAUGGCCCCUCUCUGGACCGGCUGGAUCCACGCCGUCAUCUCGACCCCGAGCCCCAAGACAUUCACCCAGCGCCUUCUGCCUUUCAGCCAGAUCUUCCGGGCCGUUGCCCUGCCCUUGGUACUCUACUUCUUCGCAGCCGAGACGAGCACCUUCGUUCCUAUGCUGCUCGCCAGAGCCCUGGGCAUGACCAUCUUCGAGAAUAGCCCGGACUCCAACACCUUCCGCAGCCCCGACCACCACGACAUCUGGAAGGCUUUGGUCGUCAUCAUCGUGACCGUCGUGCUCAAGGUCCUCAUCGCCAUCCCGGCCCACGUGGUCCUCGUCCGUGUCCAGGCCUCCCUGCUCCCCGAGGACGACGAGACCAUCGUGCCCUUUGACCGCACCUUCCAGAACAAGCUCGAGCCCGCCAUCAUUGGCGGCGCCGGCCACGUCACGAUCAAGGACGCAUGGGCGACCUUCUCCCGCGCGUCGUGGAUCCGGCUGAUCAAGCUCUACGUCAAGAUCUUCCUCGUCGGUUUUGCCACGUGGCUGCUCUGGCUCGCGGUGGUGAUCCCCGAGAUUGCCAUCAUGGUUGGUGUCUCGGGUCACGGCGAAGCCUGA
Molecule: messenger RNA, 1056 nt
Organism: Microdochium trichocladiopsis
Lineage: Eukaryota; Fungi; Ascomycota; Sordariomycetes; Xylariales; Microdochiaceae
Exons: 2
Coding region: 1-1056 (351 amino acids)
Source: RefSeq, a predicted model, not a curated record